Molecule: messenger RNA, 891 nt
Organism: Colletotrichum truncatum
Lineage: Eukaryota; Fungi; Ascomycota; Sordariomycetes; Glomerellales; Glomerellaceae
Source: RefSeq, a predicted model, not a curated record
AUGUCUCUUCCACUAAGCGCAGAGGAGGAAUCUCGGUACACCUCCAUUAUUGAUGGUAUUCUCGGGACUGCGGACUUGACUACCGUCACCCGGAAGAAGAUCCGCCUGGGCUUGGAGAAGGCACUUGGCGGCAAGGAUUUGAGCGACCAAAAGGUAACUUUUCCCCCAUGCUCCGACCCUCCCGCACCAGUAGCAGGAAACGCACGAAGUCAUGACCAGCCAUCAGCUAAACGUUCCCUUCUCCAGGAUGCUAUCAAGGCCCUGAUCGAGGAGCGCUUCGACGCCAUCUCCGGCCAAGACGCCCCCGAAACACAAUCUGCGAGCCCUGCCCCAAAGAGGGAAGCCAACGGCUAUGACGACGAUGGAGACGGUGAGAUUCAAGUUUCUACCUCUCCCGUCCGAAAGAAGCAAAAGCGUGAAGACUCUUCGGAAGAUGCCGAUGCCAAGCUCGCGGCUGAGCUGCAGGCUCAGGAGAAUCGCAUGGCCAGGGGACGUACAACUCGCGGCGGUAACGGCGCAACCACCAAGGCGACCAAGAAGAAGAAGGCCGCUCCUCGAAAGAAGAGCGAUAAGAAGGUUCGCGACGGUGACGAUAGUGAUGUCGAUGGAAGCGAAGAGGCGCCAAAGCGAAAGGCUGGUGGAGGUUUCCAGAAGCCCUUCAACCUGAGCGACCCUCUAGCGGAGCUGGUCGGCGAAACACAGCUCUCCCGUCCGCAGGUGGUCAAGAAGCUCUGGGAGCAUAUCAAGGGAAAUCAAUUGCAGGACCCCGAAAACAAGCGACAAAUUCUAUGCGACGACAGAAUGCAAGCUAUUUUCAAGCAGCCCAAGGUGGACAUGUUUCAAAUGAACAAGAUGAUUGGCAGCCAUCUCUACCCCGUUGAAGAGCAGUAA